Messenger RNA from Funneliformis caledonium, 715 nucleotides. Lineage: Eukaryota; Fungi; Glomeromycota; Glomeromycetes; Glomerales; Glomeraceae. The record is from the annotation of a GenBank genome assembly.
GUAUAUUUAUAGUGGUAGUAUCAAUUUCAAUGAGUUUAGUCCGCAAAUUAUCCUCGAAAUUUUGGCAGCUUCUGAUGAAUUUAUACUUGAAAGCUUGAUAGAUACCAUUCAAACCUACAUGAUCGAGAUGCAGUCCGAAUGGUUACAACUCAAUAUUAUUAAUCCUCUCAACAUAGUUUGUAAGUAUGAACAUAUUACUAGACUACGGAAUCAUUUAAUUGAACUUGUUUGUAAGAAACCUCAUUUGUUAUUCGCAUCAAUGGAUUUUCCUCUAUUGGAAGAAUCCGCUUUGAUUUAUGUCUUAAAACAAGACGACCUAGAGUUGGAAGAGAUGAAAAUAUUGGAGAAUGUUAUCAAUUGGGGGGCCGCAAAUAGUAACCCAAAGUUAAGUCAGGAUCGAACUAAAUGGACCAAUAAUGAUUUAUUGGUACUUAAAAGGACGUUACAUAAAUGCAUCCCUUUUAUCAGAUUUUUUCACAUUCACUACAAUGAUCUUAUGAGUGCUCCGUUUCAAGAUAUUCUAUCAAAGAAACUUAAAAAUAAUGUCAGAAAUUAUCAUCUUAAUCCUUAUGCGACGGAACGUCAAAUUCAAGUUUUACCACCGCGAAUGUCGGACAAACUCGAUUCGGAUUUAAUUUCUUUCAAUGAAAUUAAUAGGGUUGCAGGCUGGAUAGAUUAUAGGAGGAAACCAUAUGCAUAUCAAGAAAAUCCAUUC